CUUUUUUUUUGGCGUUUCAGUCAACCAUGUCUUUGAGGCCAGAAUUUGGCGUAAGCUCGUCGAAAUUCAAUAGAGGAAGAGGAAGAGGACGAAGGGCAGGCUAUAAUAGGCCGACCUCUUCCACUGCUUUUCAGAAAUAUGGAUUACCUUCCUCAAGCUCAACUACCGAUCCGACCAACCUGGAUCAAAGAUUUGACGAUAUUCGUGCACUCGAUGAACUGGAGAGUAGAUUCGGAUUUGAAAAAUACCAAGACGGCCCUGAACGCCUAGGAUGGUUGAUCAACAUGCAUGCGACUAUCAUUGAAGAUGACGAUUGGCCCGGAGGUCGAGCUGGCGUCAAUUACUAUUUCAUCAACGAGAAUGGAGAAACUUUCAAAUCCACAUUGACGUACUCACCCUAUUUUUACAUUGGUUGCAAGCGCGGUACAGAAGCGGAAGUGGAGGAGUUCCUACGUCGAAAAUUCGAAACAACUAUUGAGUCUGUCAAACGUGUGCAAAAAGAGGAUUUGAAGCAGCAUAACCACUUGAUUGGCAAUUCCCGCACCUUCAUACAGCUCAACUUUCGAAACGUAUCUGAUCUGCUAACUGUUCGCAAAUUUAUCCUACCGUUGGUGAAGAAGAAUCAGGCAAAAAUAAAUGCUGCCGAUACAUAUGCCGACGUCGUCAACGAAGCGAAUAAUAUCCAGUACGAUCACGAAUCGCAUUUGGCAUCCAUGUCUUCACGAAGGAGUACCCAGGACGCUCUAGAUAAUAUUAUCGAUAUCCGUGAAUACGAUAUUCCAUAUUAUGCUCGUGUCGCGAUCGACCUCGAUAUUCGAGUCGGUCUCUGGUACACAGUCAAAGCAUUGCCGGAUGGGACGGUUUCUCUCAGCCGAAGAUCGGAUCUGGUUCAUCGUCCGGAACCUGUCAUUUUAGCCUUUGAUAUUGAAACGACCAAACUUCCACUCAAAUUUCCAGAUGCUUCCAUAGAUCAAAUCAUGAUGAUUUCUUACAUGAUCGACGGAAGGGGUUAUCUGAUUACCAAUCGCGAAAUUGUCAGUCAAGAUAUUGAAGAUUUCGAAUAUACACCAAAACCAGACUUUGAAGGUCCUUUUACAAUUUUCAACGAAUCAGACGAGUUGUCUGUGUUACGUCGUUUCUUUGAACAUAUUCAGGACGCCAAACCGUCGAUCUAUGUUACUUAUAACGGUGACUUUUUCGAUUGGCCCUUUGUUGAAGCCAGAGCAAAGAUUCAUGGUCUUGAUAUGUAUCAGGAAAUUGGCGUUUACAAGGAUGAGGAAGAUGAAUACAAGUGUAAACAUGCGUCACACAUGGAUGCGUUUCGAUGGGUGAAGCGCGAUUCAUAUUUACCCCAAGGCAGUCAGGGUCUCAAAGCAGUAACGACGGCUAAAUUGGGAUAUAAUCCAAUGGAAUUGGAUCCAGAAGACAUGACUCCGUUUGCAGCAGAACGACCUCAACUGCUGGCACAGUAUUCGGUCUCUGACGCUGUCGCUACGUAUUAUCUAUACAUGAAAUAUGUUCAUCCAUUCAUUUUCUCUCUGUGCAAUAUCAUUCCUUUGAUUCCUGACGAAGUUCUCCGCAAAGGUUCCGGUACUCUCUGCGAACUAUUACUUAUGGUCGAAGCUUACAAAGUCAACGUGAUUAUGCCAAAUAAACACACUGAAGAAACGGGCAAAAUCUUCGAAGGUCAUCUUCUGGAAAGUGAGACGUACGUGGGUGGCCACGUGGAAGCUCUCGAAGCUGGUGUGUUUCGCAGUGACAUUGCAAGUGAUUUCAAAAUCGAACCGGAAGCUGCGCAGCAACUUAUUGAUCAGCUUGAAGACGCGCUGAAAUUUACAAUUCAAGUGGAAGAGAAGAAGAGCGUCGAUGAUAUCGCCAAUUAUGAUGAAGUUCGCGAUGCUAUCAAAGCCAAACUGGAAGAUUUGCGAGACAGACCCAUUCGGCAUGAACCACCCUUUAUUUAUCACUUGGAUGUGGCUGCCAUGUAUCCAAACAUUAUUCUCACCAAUCGCUUACAGCCGGACGCUAUGAUUGAUGAAUCCAUGUGUGCCACAUGCGAAUUCAACCGACCCGGUAAAACCUGCGAUCGACGUAUGACUUGGACAUGGCGUGGCGAGUUCUUUCCAGCCAAACGAAACGAGCACAAGAUGAUUCACAAUCAGUUGACUCAAGAGACCUUUCCGCCCAAAGUCCCUAACGGUGCCCCCCGACCAUGGCAUGAACUAAGCGAAGCCGAACAGACAACGUUACUGCAUAAACGCCUGACGGAUUACUGUAAACGUGUGUACAAAAAAGUUCGAGAGACGAAAACGAUGGAACGAGAAUCUAUUAUUUGUCAGCGAGAGAAUCCUUUCUAUAUCGAGACUGUACGUGCAUUUCGUGAUCGAAGAUACGAGUACAAGGGUUUACAUAAAAAAUGGAAACAAAACUUGGACCAAGCAAACAGCGAAGGCUCAGUUACCAAAGUGGCGGAGGCGAAAAAUAUGAUUGUAUUGUACGACUCCCUUCAGCUUGCCCACAAAUGUAUUCUCAACUCGUUUUAUGGUUACGUUAUGCGAAAAGGCGCCCGAUGGCACUCCUUGGAAAUGGCGGGUAUCGUCUGUCUUACAGGCGCGAAAAUCAUUCAAAUGGCUCGUCAGCUGGUGGAACGGAUCGGACGACCGCUGGAAUUGGAUACAGACGGUAUUUGGUGUAUUUUACCAAAAAGCUUUCCGGAAACAUUCAAGUUUCAGCUAAAGAACGGCAAAAGCUUCAAGAUCGACUAUCCUUGUACUAUGCUGAACCACCUUGUCCACGCCAAAUUCACCAACCAUCAGUAUCAGACGUUGACGAACAAGGACACUUUUGAUUACAGCGUGCACAGCGAGAACAGCAUCUUUUUCGAAAUCGACGGUCCUUACCGUGCGAUGAUUUUGCCGUCAUCUACCGUCGAAGAUAAAUUGCUCAAGAAGCGAUACGCUGUCUUUAAUGAAGAUGGUUCAUUGGCCGAGUUGAAAGGUUUCGAGGUCAAGCGAAGAGGCGAGCUGAAGCUCAUCAAGAUUUUCCAGUCCGAAAUUUUCAAGGUGUUUCUCGACGGAAGCAAUUUGGAAGAAUGCUAUGCGGCCGUAGCCAAGGUCGCCAAUCGCUGGUUGGAUGUUCUUUACAGCAAAGCUGCCAAUUUGAACGACGACGAAUUGUUUGAUCUGAUUUCCGAAAAUCGAAGUAUGUCCAAGACCCUGGAAGAUUACGGAUCACAAAAGUCGACCGCCAUCAGCACAGCAAAAAGAUUGGCCGAGUUUUUGGGUGAUCAAAUGGUGAAGGACAAGGGCUUGGCCUGUAAAUUUAUCAUCUCUGCGCGUCCCUACGAUCUCCCGGUGUCUGAACGAGCUAUUCCAGUCGCCAUCUUUUCGGCUGAAUCGAGCGUCAAGAAACACUUUCUCAGAAAAUGGCUCAAGGAUAACGCUCUGGUCGACUUUGACAUUCGUACGAUCCUCGAUUGGCCCUACUACUUGGAACGUUUCGGAUCGGUUAUCCAAAAACUCAUCACCAUUCCAGCGGCUAUGCAGAAAGUGCUUAAUCCUGUGCCCAGAGUGCGACAUCCGGACUGGUUGUAUAAUCGUGUGGCAGCAAAGGACGAUAAAUUCAAGCAAUAUCGCAUCACCGACCUGUUUACAAAGGUUGAUAAAGCUUCGCCCACUCUCGCUGCAGAUGACACUAGCGAAACCACGAAAAACGGAAAUGAUGCCAAUGAACAGUCGAUAGACAUCGAAAUGCAGGAUAUCGAGGAAUUAGGUGUAGGUAACCAAGCAUCGGCGGUUCACAUGUCAAAGGUCGCAAAACUUGUCAAACGAAGGCGCCAAACAGCAGAUAUGGAAGUCGAUGAGGAAGAAGCCCCGCUGGCGGAGGAAGAUCUGCCGGCAAAUAUGCCGGAUAUGCACACCGACUACGGAGCCUGGCUACAAUAUCAAAAGAGAAAAUGGGAACGACAACGUGUAGCUCGGUUAAAGCGAAGAAAAGCAAACCAAUCGUCACGGCUCCACGAUCGCAGCGACGUCAGUGGAUAUUUCCGACGACAAACAGGCUCGCUUGUCGCUAGUCGAUGGGACAUCCUACAUAUCGCUGAAACUGAUGUGCAGGGAGAAUAUCGUUUGUGGGUCGUUAUUCAAGGGCGUCUUCACAAUGUGAAACUGAGGGUGCCUCGCACAUUCUAUGUCAACAGCAGAGAAGAAGAUUCGACCGAGAUAUUGCGCGAAAGCCCAUCCUGCGAAAUCACAAAAUGUGUCAGGACAUUACCUCGAUCCCAUCCCUGUAUCAAUCUAUUUCACAUCAGCAUGGAUGAGAAAGAUUUUCAAGCCGAACAAAAGAAGUUCUCCAGUAUAUUUAGCCAUCCAUCAACCGAAGGUGUCUACGAGACCCAGAUUCCUUUGCACAUACGGGCGGUACUGCAGCUUGGAACCUCCUGUGAGGUCGCCAAGGAGAUAGCCGUGCGCAAAAGCUUGGAUGAUUAUUUUGAUCUGUCGGAUUUGACCCCACGGACAGACAGCAUCAACAGCUAUGUACUGCAGCCAAAGGAUUUCCACUUUCUCUACCUUUAUCACGUCAACUGCGAUAAUCGCCACGUCUUUGCGCUCGUUGGAGCAGCAUUAGACCAGUGUCAUGUAUUUAUCGUCGGUACCAAUCAGCGAAAUCAUCAAAUGCCAAACAUCAACCGUCUCUACAAAGCCAAGUAUGAGGAAACCUGGAAUGAGAAUGCUGACAGUAAAGCAAGCGACACCGUGCAAUACAAGCCUGAUCUGGAUUUUGCUGUAUCUUAUCACGAAUCAGAACGCGUGGUCUUCCGUGCUGUGAACAAGAUACUGCGUAAGUAUCAGGAUCAGAAAAAAGGGCAAACCGUGAUUGCAAUCAGUUCACCGCGCAAUUCGGCUUACAUCGUUCAGCAAGUGCGCAUUCUCAAUGAAUUUCCGUAUCUGAAAACUCCGUCACUCCAGCAAGAUAACAAAUUUGACGCCCUCAAUUGGCUUCAACCGGCCAUCAAGCGUAUGCUGCACAGUUACAUUGAAUUGGGCACCUGGAUUAACGAGCGUUUGGGUCAAGCACGAUAUGCAAACGUACCGUUUUGUAAUCUCCCAGAUGAUGCUUAUCUUUUCAUGGCUGAUGUCUUUUUAUCUCGACGCCUGAUCAGCAGUGACAUGGUAUUAUGGUGGUCUCCUGCGAACAAACCCGAUCUAGGUGGAAGAGAAGAAGACGAGAACACGUUUAUGAUGAACGAACUCGUGAACACCGAACUGAACCAUCCUGACGUGUACGAAAACGUAUGUGUGGAAAUUGAUUUGAUGCGGUUAUGCCUCAACAGUAUUCUGGAGGCACCCAUCAUCAACGAAUUGGAGGGCACCUCCGGCUCCACGGGAUUCGACAAUACGAUUCAUACACUUGACGAUUACAGCAAGGGCAUUGUUCACAACACGGCGAGCUUCGGUGAUGGAAUGGUGACCGGAAAAACGUUCAGCAUGCUGCGUUCGACGGUACAAAAAUGGUUUUAUGAAGCUGUAGCUCAAGACAACAAGCUCGGUGAGAUGAUGCUCGAUACGUUGCAUCGUUGGUUGUCCAGCAGCACGUCCAAUAUGUAUGAUCCUUCUCUGUAUGGUGUGAUUCACGGCAUGAUGAAGAAAGUAUUCAUGCAACUACUGGCGGAGUUCAAGCGACUAGGUGCAAAGAUUGUGUUUGCCAACUUUUACAAGAUCAUGUUAUCGACGUCCAAGGAGACCAUCGAAAGUGCGCAACCCUAUUGCGAGUACCUGUAUCGAUCUAUCCAACAUAAGCAGAUCUUUGAAGUGCUUGAUUUAUCGUCAGUGGAUUACUGGGAUAUGCUGGUGUGGAUGGACGAAAUGAACUACGGAGGAAUUCUAGUGGACAACGGUGGCGGCAAUAAGCGUGGGUCCGGAUCGACGGUUCAUAUGCAGUGGAACAUUCAGGAUUAUCUUCCUCCCAUUGUCCAAGACAUGUUCAAAAAAGUCAUUGGAGCUUACAUCUACAAGAUGCAUCAGUCGAAACGAGAAUUUCCCCGAUCCAUUACCGCUGAUAUACAAAAAGCGGAUUCGACGAUGCCAGAUCCUCGCUCAGAGAAAUUACAAGACUUUAUAAGACACAACAUCAUGCGCAAAAUUCUUCAGUGGAUUCCGGAUAUUGUUGCACGACAAAACGAUCACCUAGUUCAGGCGGGCUCCGAACUUGCGUUUCCUCAACUUCCAGGGUCCCAUCUAACGCUUAGCAACCCGGCUCUGGAAUUCACGAAAUCAGUAUGUGCUGUCAUGUCGCUGGAUUCACGCGUAGAAGAUCAAGUUCGCGUCUUGAAACGAAGCGUUCUGGAAGCAAUUGGUGGACUAAGCGAUUUCAGUGCCGAGGCCCAAUUUCGCAACCCAUGCGAAUACUACAAGUUGACCGAAGUGAUUUGCACCUACUGCAAUUAUACGACGGAUCUGGACUUUUGCCGUGAUCGCAGACUGAUGAGCGAAAACGGGCAAUUACAGCCGUGGCGUUGCCGUGGAUGUCACCUGGAAUACGACAAGACGUUGAUUGAAGAUCGCAUGAUAUCCGAAGUCCAACGUUGGCUCGCGUCCUACCAACUUCAAGAUUUAGUUUGUACUCGAUGCCGAUCGAUCAAAAAAGAAAACUUGAUGAAGCAGUGCGACAAGUGUGGAAGCGAAUACAUGCCAGUGCAGAACAAAUCAGAGCUGGCGCGAAAACUUGGCGUUUUCAAGAAUGUUGGGCGGGAGCAAAACCUUGUUCUGUUACUGGAAAUUGUAAAUUGGAGUCUACAGCGAUUAUGAACAAAUAAUCCAAAUUAUUCCAACACGAGCCUUGUAAAUAUUUAACCAAAGCAUGAUAGAUCAUUUCAUUUCAUACCUGAAGAACCGUUUCUAAAUAAUCAGCAACUGCCAAUCCUUAAUCCGGAGAAAUCCCAUCUCAAAAUAAAGGAUAGUUGAAAACUGUACACAAAAACACAUCACUAACAUAACAUGGCAAUGAUCAC
Messenger RNA from Radiomyces spectabilis, 7009 nucleotides. RefSeq lists its product as uncharacterized. Gene Ontology annotation, cellular component: epsilon DNA polymerase complex; nucleus. The coding region runs from base 27 to 6806 and encodes 2259 amino acids. The record is from RefSeq and is a predicted model, not a curated record. The transcript is spliced from 10 exons. Lineage: Eukaryota; Fungi; Mucoromycota; Mucoromycetes; Mucorales; Radiomycetaceae. Gene Ontology annotation, molecular function: single-stranded DNA 3'-5' DNA exonuclease activity; nucleotide binding; DNA-directed DNA polymerase activity. Gene Ontology annotation, biological process: leading strand elongation; mitotic cell cycle; base-excision repair, gap-filling.